GAAAAUGAAAUAAAAAAAUUAAAACGUUUCGAUAUAAUUGGUUUACGUAUAUGGUUAGGUAAUAAUGCUGAUGAUGAUGAUGAUAAUCUUAAUUUAAUUAAUCAAAUAACUCAUUCAUUUGGUUCAAAUCAUAAAUAUUGGGGAAAAUAUUGGUCUGUAUAUCAAACGCAUAAACUUCGACCAAAUCAUCUUAAUUUAACAUUACGUGCUAAAGUUCUCUAG
This is a messenger RNA of Rotaria sordida, 222 nucleotides long. The record is from the annotation of a GenBank genome assembly. NCBI's taxonomy places the organism in Eukaryota, Metazoa, Rotifera, Eurotatoria, Philodinida, Philodinidae.